AUGAACACCACGCCAGAACUCCAGAACAACGGCUCGCCGCUGGGCAAGCCCAACCCGCAAAUACAGCCAUGCCGCUACAAGGUCGGCAAGACGCUCGGCGCCGGCUCCUACUCGGUGGUCAAGGAGUGCGUCCACAUAGACACAGGCCGGUACUAUGCCGCCAAGGUCAUUAACAAGCGACUUAUGGCUGGGCGUGAACACAUGGUCCGCAAUGAGAUUGCCGUGCUUAAGAAAGUAUCCAUGGGCCACCAGAAUAUCCUGACUCUCGUCGACUACUUCGAGACCAUGAACAACCUGUACCUCGUCACGGACCUCGCCCUCGGCGGCGAGCUCUUCGACCGCAUCUGCCGGAAGGGUUCCUACUACGAGUCGGACGCUGCAGACCUCAUCCGUGCCACCCUGUCCGCCGUCGCCUACUUGCACGACCACGGCAUCGUACAUCGCGAUCUGAAGCCCGAGAACCUGCUCUUCCGCACACCCGAGGACAACGCCGACCUCCUGAUUGCCGAUUUCGGCCUGAGCCGCAUCAUGGACGAGGAGCAGUUCCACGUGCUGACCACGACGUGCGGCACCCCGGGCUACAUGGCCCCCGAGAUCUUCAAGAAGAGCGGCCACGGGAAGCCCGUCGACAUCUGGGCCAUGGGCGUCAUCACUUACUUCCUUCUGUGCGGCUACACCCCCUUCGACCGGGACAGCGAUUUUGAGGAGAUGCAAGCUAUCUUGAACGCCGACUACUCGUUCCAGCCCACCGAGUACUGGCGCGGGGUCUCAGACCAUGCCAAGGACUUCAUCCGUCGUUGUCUCACCGUGGACCCGCACCGCCGGAUGACGGCCCACGAGGCCCUGAGCCACGCCUUCGUCGCCGGCUUCAACCUGAGCCCCGACGGCAGCAAGGGCCAGAACCUGCUCCCGACCGUCAAGAAGAACUUCAACGCCCGGAGGACGCUCCACGCCGCCAUCGAUACCGUCCGCGCCAUCAACAAGCUGCGCGAGGGCCAGAUGCAGGCCCAGAUGAUGGACGGCGCGCAGAGCAAGGAGCCGACCCCCGGGGCCCCCGCCCUGGCGAAGGAGCAGGCUAAGACCGACUCGGGCGUCAGCAUGGGCAGCAACCAGGAUUCCGGGUACGGCGGGAGCCGCGCCGACGACGGCGACGUGGAGAUGGGCGGCACGAGCGUGCCCCCCAGCCUGCGGCCCGGCCAGAUGGCGAACCGGGUCGUCGAGACGUCCAAGGGGCUGUGGCAGUCGGGCCAGGCCCGGCGAUAG
Messenger RNA from Neoarthrinium moseri, 1263 nucleotides. RefSeq lists its product as uncharacterized. NCBI's taxonomy places the organism in Eukaryota, Fungi, Ascomycota, Sordariomycetes, Amphisphaeriales, Apiosporaceae. Gene Ontology annotation, molecular function: calcium/calmodulin-dependent protein kinase activity; ATP binding; calmodulin binding. The transcript is spliced from 2 exons. Bases 1 to 1263 code for a protein of 420 amino acids. Gene Ontology annotation, biological process: cellular response to oxidative stress; protein phosphorylation. The record is from RefSeq and is a predicted model, not a curated record.